Lepisosteus oculatus (spotted gar) is the source of this 2763-nucleotide messenger RNA. RefSeq names its product phosphoglucomutase 2-like 1 (gene pgm2l1). Gene Ontology annotation, biological process: carbohydrate metabolic process. The record is from RefSeq and is a predicted model, not a curated record. Gene Ontology annotation, cellular component: nucleus. NCBI's taxonomy places the organism in Eukaryota, Metazoa, Chordata, Actinopteri, Semionotiformes, Lepisosteidae. Gene Ontology annotation, molecular function: intramolecular phosphotransferase activity; magnesium ion binding; glucose-1,6-bisphosphate synthase activity.
GCGCUGGGGCUGUUGGUGUAGUAGGGAGCCAGGAAUUCACACCGAAGUUUAAAGCGUGGAUUGUUUUCAAGUCCAUGAAAGCAAAAUGCGUCACAGGCUGCUCUAAAGCAGUGUCUCGGUCAGUUAAAUAGCGCCUUGUGUUGGCGUUUUUUUUUUCCGCCGAGGCAUGUGCGGUAGUAACAAUUAACUGUCAUUUUCGGUAGGUAACACAGUAGCCGUGCAAAACGAAAUGCGUCUGUGCUGCGUCUGGGCUCGGUCCCCCGGCAUGCCAGCGAUGUGUCAGUGAUCGCCGGUAGUGCGUAAGUGCAGGUAACCUGGAUCCCGUUAUGCCGGGUUAUUUCCAUACCAGCGACGACUCUCGCUUUGAUCGGUUCACGUUUAAUUGACCUACUUGGCUCCUAGCAGCGAGAGAGUUACCUCUCCCGUUUUUUGGUUUGGUUUCUGCUUUUCGUGUUUAACGGGGUUGCUGUGCUGUACCGUACAUGCCAGGCGAAGGUGACAAGCUGGAGGAACUGUAUCACCUGGGGAGAUCGGGAGAAGCGAUGGGAGAGUACGGAGGCGAUCUCAACGCUAACCUGCUGUGUCCCGAUACCGGAGACCCGCAGCUGGACAAGGCGGUGGUCCAGUGGAUGACCUGGGACCAGAACCCGCAGACGAGGGCUCAGAUCGAGAGCCUGGCCAGGGAGGGGAAGAGGCAGGAGCUGCGGGAACGCCUGUGCUCCAGGAUGACGUUCGGGACGGCCGGACUGCGCGCGCCCAUGGGCGCCGGCUUCGCCCUCAUUAACGACCUCACGGUCAUCCAGUCCACACAGGGGAUGCACAGGUACCUGGAGAAGAGCUUCCCUGACCUGCGGAGGAGGGGGGUUGUGAUUGGCUACGACACUCGAGGCCAGGAGGCCAGCAACUGCAGGAGUGAGAGACUUGCAAGGCUGGCUGCUGCAGUUCUGCUUUCCAGAAACGUCCCGGUCUUCCUGUUCUCCACUUACGUGCCUACCCCCUUCGUGCCGUAUGCAGUGAGGAAGCUGGGCACCGCUGCUGGUGUGAUGGUCACAGCCUCCCACAAUCCCAAGGAGGACAACGGAUACAAGGUCUAUUGGAAAAAUGGAGCCCAGAUAGCAUCUCCUCAUGACAAGGAGAUCCUGAAGUGCAUAGAAGAGAGUCUGGAGCCUUGGAGCGAUUCCUGGAAGGAAAAUCUGGCAGACAGCAGUGAUUUAAGGAGUGACCCCUUGGAGAAAAUCUGCAGGAGUUACAUGGAAGAUUUAAAAUUAGUCUGCUUUCACAGAGAACUUAACACAAAAACGCCUCUAAAGUUCGUGCACACGGCCUUUCACGGAGUGGGACACGAGUACGUCCAGCAGGCGUUCCGAGUGUUCGGCUUCCUCCCGCCUCUUCCUGUCCCGGAGCAGAAAGAUCCCGAUCCAGAGUUCUCCACCGUCCGCAGUCCCAAUCCUGAGGAAGGAGAGUCAGUCUUGGAGCUUUCCCUUCGACUGGCAGAGAAAGAGGGUGCCAGGGUAGUUGUGGCCACAGACCCUGAUGCUGAUCGUCUGGCAGUAGCAGAGCAGUAUGAGCCUGGCCGCUGGAAGGUGUUCACUGGGAACGAGAUGGCUGCUCUGCUGGGCUGGUGGCUGUUCUGGAACUGGAGGGAGAAGCACGCGGACAUGGCGGACUUGGACAGAGUCUACAUGCUGGCCACCACAGUCUCCUCCAAGAUCCUGAGGACCAUCGCCCGGAGGGAGGGCUUUCACUUUGAGGAAACUUUGCCAGGCUUCAAAUGGAUUGGAAACAGAGUGAAAGAGUUAAUGGACAAAGGGAACGAGGUGCUGUUUGCGUUUGAAGAGUCCAUUGGCUUCAUGUGCGGGACCUCGGUCCUAGACAAGGAUGGGGUGAGUGCGGCUGUAGUUGUGGCAGAAAUGGCCGCUUACUUGGAGACCAGGAACUUCACCAUGACUCAGCAGCUGGCGCAUAUAUAUGAAGUGUACGGGCUGCACAUCUCCGAGACGUCCUAUUUGAUCUGCCACGACCCUCCGACGGUCAACAGGAUAUUCGCCCGUCUUCGCAACUUCGGCGGCGAGGUGCGGUACCCGUUGUCGUGCGGAGAGCACAGCAUCACGCACAUCAGGGACGUCACCACGGGCUACGACAGCAGCCAGCGCAGCGGGAAGAGUGUUCUUCCCAUUGCUAAAAACAGCCAGAUGGUCACCUUCACUUUCCAGAAUGGGAGCGUGGCGACUCUGAGGACAAGUGGCACAGAGCCCAAGAUCAAAUACUAUGCGGAGCUGUGUGCCGCUCCAGGAAAGAGUGACCUUUCCAGCAUGAGGGAGGAGCUCCGGAAGCUGACCGCCGCUCUGGUUGAGGACUUCCUGGAGCCGGACAGGAACAACCUCACGCGACGCUCCUCCAGAGAGAGUGAAAAACUACUCUAGUAUUAAAAUAUUCAGCGGAAUGGUCACUGCAUUGCACUGCCUAAAAAAAAAAGUUUAAGGGAAAUGUCCUGGGGGUUUAUGUUUUUUUACUUGUUAUGAUGUUGACUGCGUUAUUGAGACACUUUGUUCCAGUUUAAUUACUUUGACCUGCAUCUCUGUCUUGCUUGCUGGAUUGCGUUCUGCCAGACAGAUGAGCAGUCUAAGCCUUCCUGAGGCUCGAUGCCAGAUGGUUGUAUUGUUUUGUUCUUCAACCAUUAUAGAACACCAGGGUUCAGUUUCAUGAACCACGUUCUGGUUCUGCGUUUCUUAAAACCCCAGCAGAAUAAACUUGCAAACCUUU